Molecule: messenger RNA, 1987 nt
Organism: Cynara cardunculus var. scolymus (artichoke)
Lineage: Eukaryota; Viridiplantae; Streptophyta; Magnoliopsida; Asterales; Asteraceae
Product: aspartyl protease APCB1
Exons: 9
Coding region: 135-1859 (574 amino acids)
Biological process (GO): proteolysis
Molecular function (GO): aspartic-type endopeptidase activity
Source: RefSeq, a predicted model, not a curated record
AAAUUUCUCUGCAAUUUCCUCCCUCUAUGAUCAAGUAAACGGGAAGAGAGAGUCUUCAUUCGUCGUCUUCCUUACUCUCUUUCUCUCUCUCUCUCUCCCCAUAGUUUCUGAAUCAUAGUUUUACAGAGAGAGAAAUGGCGUCUGGUGAUGAUGAAGAUCAGUCUCAAUUGAAAGGAUUUGUGAUCAUCACUCUUCCUCCUCCAGAUAACCCUUCUUUAGGCAAAACCAUCACAGCUUUCACCAUCCCUAACCCGUCACAUCCACCAUCAUCACCACCACCACCACCACCACCAGCAGCAGGACGACCACCGUCACAGCCUCCAAUUCAGUCAUCAUUACAUCAUGGAAGAAGAACCCUUUUCACACACCCAAGAAGAAGAAUCUCUUGGACCCUUUCGGGUAUCGCUCUUUUUGCUUUGCUAACUUUUUGUGUCACUCAAUCCCCGCGAAAUCAUUUCAAAUUAACAAGUUCGGAGCCUUCUAAUGAAAUUGAUCGAGAUGACGAUGAUGAUCAAAGCCCCAAUUCCUUCAUCUUUCCACUCUACCCCAAAUUGGGGUUUCGAGAAAAGUCAAAAACGAGAGAUAUGGAGGUUAAGUUGGGGAAAUCUUCGAUGUUCAGUUCCAAAGGUGCGGUGUUACCUGUUGAUGAUGGAGGUUUGCCCACCAAGGUUAAAUGGGUAUCUACAGUUAGCAAUAGUGCCCUUUUGCCUGUCAAUGAGGAUGAUCUGCGAGAUGGGCUGUAUUACACACAGAUUAACGUUGGAAGCCCUCCAAGACCGUAUUUUCUUGACAUAGAUACCGGUAGUGAUCUGACUUGGAUUCAAUGUGAUGCCCCAUGCGCUAGUUGUGCCAAGGGAGCGCAUCCUUAUUACAAGCCGGCAAGAGGAAAUAUCUUAUCUUCGAAAGAUUCAUUCUGUUUUGAUGUUCAACAUAGCAGCAAAGCUGGAUAUUGUGAGUCUUGCCAUCAGUGUGACUAUGAAAUAAAGUAUGCUGAUCAUAGUUCCUCUUUAGGGGUACUUUCAAAGGACGACCUUCGUCUAGUUGAUGUAAACGGAACAUCAAUUGAUUCUAAAGUUGUUAUUGGGUGUGCGUAUGAUCAGCAAGGGAUACUUUUAAACUCUUUGAUGAAAACAGACGGGAUCCUCGGUCUUAGCAGGGCUAAAGUGAGCCUUCCUUCUCAAUUAGCAAAACAAGGAAUUAUCGACAAUGUGAUCGGCCACUGUCUUACAUCUGAUUCUACAAGCGGUGGAUACAUGUUCUUAGGAGGCGACUUUGUGCCACAAACGAAGAUGUCUUGGGUUCCCAUGCUCAAUGAUGCUUCCAUGAAUUAUCUUGCAGAAGUUGCUAGAGUGACUUACGGAUCUAAGCAACUUAGUUUAGAUCGUCAUAAAAAGGGAAGUGGGCGAAUGGUCUUUGAUAGUGGAAGUUCUUAUACAUAUUUCACAAGACAAGCAUAUUCUGAUUUAACUAGUAUGCUUAAAGACGUCUCUCGUGAUGGCUUCAUUCAAGAUGCUUCAGAUACAACACUACCCAUUUGUUGGCGAUCUAAAUCUCCAAUAAGAUCCAUCAAAGAUGUUAGCAAAUUCUUCAAACCACUUACUCUUCAAUUUGUGAGAAAAUGGUGGAGUAUUUCGACAAAUCUACAUAUACUUCCGGAGGGCUACUUGAUCAUAAGUAACAAGGGGAACGUGUGCUUAGGCAUCCUCGAUGGUAGUGAUUUGCUUGAGGGAUCACAUAUUCUUCUUGGAGACAUCUCGAUGCGUGGAAAUUUGAUUGUCUACGACAAUGUGAAGCAGAGAGUUGGUUGGAUGAGAUCCGAGUGUGUCGAUUUAACUAACAAGUACCUUCCAUCUUUUUGAUAGUAUAUAUCAUUGUUGUAAAUAUCUAUGCCGUAUAUCUAAUUACUUGUAAACUUUUUUGUAAUGCAGUCUCGUUUAUAAUCGUAUGCAUAUGUGCAUCGCAUAAAUUUACCAUUUCUUUAAAGAUC